UCACUUUCUCACUCUGUAAGGUAAAUAAAAUUAACUUUUGCUUUCAUUUAUAACGAAUAGAUUCGCUUUCAGUUUGAUUCAAAUCAAAGCUGUCUGGUCGAGAGAUAACAACAGCUCUUCUGGUAAACUUACAACGAUUGACUGUUAGAUCAUCGGUCGAAACCAAGACAACAGUAACCAGCUUACUAAGAACCCAAACUCAGCUUUUGUGUUACAUUUUGUACAUUGUUUUUAACAGUUUGUUACUGAUUUUUGUUUUUUCAUCAUGUUCCUAAUCAGUUUGUGUUUAAUUGUUCUAGUUGUUAACUCAAGUAACUGUGCUCCUCAAGCUACACCUAAUAGACAAGGUGGCUUCUCUGGUCAAUUGCAAGGUCCACCUCAACCACCUCAAAUAAACUGGGGUAAAUGUCCACAACUGGAACCAGUAGAGAGUGACAAAAAGGCUAAAGCAGAUAUCAUUAGUUCUUGUUUAAAAUCAAUUGCUCUUCCCGAAAAUAUGACCCAAGAAACGGUUGAAAAACAUCGCACUGAAGUAGCCAGAUGUGCCUUAAAUGCUGAAAAUUGGUUCACUGAAGAUGGUAAAUAUCGAUAUGACAAAGCCGAGAGCGAAAUAAAAGCCAAGAAACUGUCUCAAGAAGUUGAGCCUCAAAUUUUACGUCAACAUGGUGAAUGUCGAAAAGAAGCCGAGGGACAAUUUCCUUCUGGAAUCGCUCAAAUUCAAUUGUAUCAAGCUUGUAUGGAUUACCAUAUCUCUCAAAUCUGUGGUAUUACAAUUGUUGGACCCUCAUCACCUCAAUAGUCAAGUGAAUCGUCAAGUCCAUUGGAUCGCUCAAUAAUUUAACUUUGAAAUUGCCUUUUAGAUCCCAUUAACCAUUUUUUUCCUUGUUUAUACACUUAAAAUGCUCGAACCAAUUGUUCCCAUCCUUUCGACCAUUACAAUCAUUGCAAGGUUGAUAGUUGAUGUACUAAUCCAUUUUGUUGGUAAAUCGGUUAAACAAUGUAAUUUUCCGUAACUUGUGUUGACAUUAUAUAUAAUAAUAAGCUGUAUACUGUUUUUUGCAAAUCUUUCAUUUUAUAACAACAUUGAAUUUGUAAUUAAAUAGAAAUUGAAGGAAAG
Messenger RNA from Tetranychus urticae (two-spotted spider mite), 1117 nucleotides. RefSeq lists its product as uncharacterized. Gene Ontology annotation, molecular function: odorant binding. The record is from RefSeq and is a predicted model, not a curated record. Lineage: Eukaryota; Metazoa; Arthropoda; Arachnida; Trombidiformes; Tetranychidae.